GCAGUGAAGAAUGUGUUUCCCAAUGCUGAACAAAGGGAAUGUUUUUACCAUCUUAUGAAGAAUUUUUCAAAAAGGUUCCAUGGCUUUGGAAGGAUGUACCCUGCAGCAAGGGCUUAUAGGGAAGAUGUGUUCACUGAACAUAUGACACCAAUCAUUAAACAAUCAGAUGAGGUAUGGAAAUGGUUGAGUCAGUACCACACUCUGAAGUGGAUGAGGUGUGUCUUCAAUCCAGAUAUCAAGUGUGACUAUAUCACUAAUAAUGUAGCAUAGGUUUUUAACAACUGGAUCCGAGACAUUAAGGAUUUACCUGUUGCUGAACUAGCUGAUAAGAUUAGAGAGAUGAUCAUGCUUUUGUGGAGGAAGAGGAGAAGGAUUGAAGAAAGGCUACCACCUGGACGGAUACUACCGGCAAUUAUGGUUCAGUUGAGAGCAAAUACUAGAGGUUUGGGGCACUUAAAAGUAGUGGAAUCUGCUAAUUGGAGUGCAGAGGUGUGGGAUAAUAGCAAGAACUGUGAAAGGCAUGUCGUGAAGCUAAAUCAGCAGACGUGUACUUGUCUUGAAUGGCAGCACACUGAUAAGCCAUGUCAACAUGUCUUGGCCUUUGUGACAUCCCAAAAGAGAGUAAACCUUGAACAAUUUGUGCAUGAAUACUACUCUGUGGACAGAUUCAAGGCUGCUUAUGAGAGAGAGAUUGAGCCAAUGACAGAUAAAUCACAAUGGCCACGUGUGGAGCUACCAUUUGUUGUGGGGGCACCACUUGCGAAAAGAAAUAAAGGAAGACAAAUGAAAUUGAGGAUCAAAGGAUGUCUUGAAGGUGGCCACAAGAAAAAAGGUGCCAAUGAUGCUCCCAAGGAUGAUAGCACUGCUCCCACCAAUUCUAAGGGAAAGAAAAUGAUUAGAGGGCCAGUGACUUGCAAGAAAUGUGGCGAAAAGGGUCAUAGGCAAGCUAGUUACAAGUGUCCACUCAAUGGAACCAAAAAAAGGAAGAGGAAGCCUAGAAAGAACAGUACAAAAGCUAGGCCAGCUGAACCUAGCAUCCCACAAAGACCUACUAGAGAACAAAUAUUGCAGGACAGUCCAAGCAUGGUCACUAGAAGCCGCCUUGCUAUCUUGUUGGGAGAGGGUAGUUCUUCACAAACCACUAGAACUACCCCAGAGAGGAUGCCAACAGCAGCUCCACCAAAGAAGAUGACCCCAAGGAGGAUGCCAACAGCAGCUCCACCGAAGAAGAUGACUCCAAAGAGGAAGCUACCAGUUGGAACACAUGUACGCACUCUUUCACUCUCCAAAUUUCAGCAAUCAUCUGUGGUUGCAGGGCUGGCGAUCGCGAUCAUGGGGGUCAGCGGCUGCGGCAAAUCGACCGAGGCGGCGAUGCUCGCCAACGCGCUGGGCUGCGGCUUCGUCGAGGCGGACGACCACCACUCCCACGCCAACAAAGAUACUACCUGCAAGAAGAUGAGCAGGGGCGUCCCACUCACGGACGAGGACCUCCUCCCGUGGCCGGAGUCGCUGCGCGACGCCAUCAGAGAGCGGCUGGACCGCGGCGAGUACGUCGCCGUCAGCUGCUCGGCGCUGCGGCUCAAGUAUCAGCCGAGCGGCGAGACCGGGACGAGCGGCGCGAGUGCCGUGCAGGCGGCCGGACUGAGCGGCUAUGGCGCGCGGGCACAAGAGCGACCGGCGAUAGCGGUCGGGCCGAGCGAGCGACGACGGCGACCGGGCAGGCGGCGUCAGCAGGUGCUUGUGUGGUUCGUUCUCUCCUCUGCUCGAACGAGAAUACCAGAUGCAGAUAAUCAGAUCUCAGUACGUAGUAUAUUGUAUACAUAG
Molecule: messenger RNA, 1824 nt
Organism: Triticum dicoccoides
Lineage: Eukaryota; Viridiplantae; Streptophyta; Magnoliopsida; Poales; Poaceae
Exons: 6
Coding region: 340-1824 (494 amino acids)
Cellular component (GO): cytoplasm
Molecular function (GO): zinc ion binding; gluconokinase activity
Source: RefSeq, a predicted model, not a curated record